Messenger RNA from Plasmodium malariae, 1236 nucleotides. Its product is annotated as conserved Plasmodium protein, unknown function. Lineage: Eukaryota; Apicomplexa; Aconoidasida; Haemosporida; Plasmodiidae. The record is from RefSeq and is a predicted model, not a curated record. The transcript has a single exon. Bases 1 to 1236 code for a protein of 411 amino acids.
AUGGGUAACGAAAAGAGUGCAUGUUUUUCAUGCCAAGAUACUCUGAGCAAUUUAGAUGAUAAUAUAAAAAAUAUGGAUAUGCUGUGGUUAUAUCAGGGGAGUAAAAACGCGAAUGUCGAAGCAGAUGUAGAAGCGGAUGUAGAGGCGAAUGUCGAAGCGGAUGUAGAAGCGGAUGUAGAGGCGAAUGUCGAAGCGGAUGUAGAGGCGAAUGUCGAAGCGGAUGUCGAAGCAAAUGUUGAUGAUAACAUCGCUGCGUGUGCGCGGAGUGACGAGGGGGACGGAGGAUCAAUUAAGGAAGAGGGAGCAGAGAUUAAGGAGUAUUACAACUACGCGAAAGAGAGUUCAAAAAAAAUAUUAGAAUCACAUGUAAAUGAAUACCAAAAGGAGUUAGAUAAAUACAAGAAAGACCCUAAAUGUAAAAUUGAUCCAACUAUACAUAUAGGAAACACUGAAGAGAUAGAGAAUUAUGUUAUAACAGAAAAAAUAUAUAUUACAACGUACAUCCAAUAUAUAGAUAUAUAUGAAGAUGCUAUUGAUGUGAAUGAAGAUAUUGAAAAAGAAGAAGUUGAAUAUGUAGAGGUGCCUAAGUAUGUAACUAAGUACGUACCUAAAGUAGUAACAAAUUAUAUGGAAAAAAUUAUUGAAAUACCAAGUGGUGAAGAAAUUAAACGACCGCAAUAUAAUAAUGUAAAUGUGCCAUAUAUUAUUCCAAAAAUUGUAGAAAAAGAAAUAGAAGUUGUCUUAAAAAAAAUUAUAAAACCAGAAAUAGAAAUAACAAAUGAGGAACUAGAAAUAGAAGUAUUAAAAUAUAUUCCUCGGAUAGUACCUGUUAAUGUAUAUGUACCUCGUUACUUUGGUCUCUCUGCUAAAGUUAAAGGGGAAGAGGAAAAACAAAUUACAUACGUCAGCUUAUCUGAUAAACAAAUUGAUCAGUUAAUGAAAGAUUUAAAUCCUCAUUUGGAUGAACUCAAAAUUUUUAAUGAAAAUCAAACAAAAAAAAUGCAUGAAUAUAUUAAAGAAUCGCAAACGCAAGCACACAAUCAUAACCUACAACCCCCUCAACCCCAAUUGGUAGCCUAUGAUGAAUAUGGUAACUGCAAUAGCUAUGACUAUUCCGAAUUUUACAGAUUUGAAGAAUCGUGUGCUCAGCAGUUGAACUACUUGCAGACCCAUGAUAGCACGAAAGAUGUGGUUGCCGAUAAAUCGGGGGGUAUAAAAGUAAACCACUUGAAAUAA